This is a messenger RNA of Colossoma macropomum (tambaqui), 1946 nucleotides long. It is a transcript of the gene ebpl, whose product is annotated as EBP like. NCBI's taxonomy places the organism in Eukaryota, Metazoa, Chordata, Actinopteri, Characiformes, Serrasalmidae. Bases 69 to 701 code for a protein of 210 amino acids. Gene Ontology annotation, molecular function: cholestenol delta-isomerase activity. Gene Ontology annotation, cellular component: endoplasmic reticulum; membrane. Gene Ontology annotation, biological process: sterol metabolic process. The transcript has 4 exons. The record is from RefSeq and is a predicted model, not a curated record.
CGCUGAUGAGCAAAGUACCAAGGUCCUGGCCCUUAACGUUACAGCGAGAGCGGUGUGUUUUUAUUUGAAUGAAAAUGGCUGAAGCCGUUAAAGUGGACGAGCCUGCUCUCUUCACUGCAGUAACGGUCAUCUCUCUGCUCGCCUGCGCAGCACAGUUCGCCGUCGGCUACAUAUUUGCGCAGAUUUGGGGCAGAAAGUGUUCUUCCACAGAUAGAUGGGUGCUUGUGUGGUUGUUUUACGACGCCAUCGUCCACAUCACCCUGGAAGGCCCGUUCGUGUAUAUGUCACUUGUUGGAACCGUUGCAGGCUCAGACAGCGUAUUCGCAGAGCUUUGGAAGGAAUACGGUAAGGCAGACCAGCGCUGGCUACACUCAGACCCAACCAUAGUAUCUCUGGAGCUGCUCACAGUUGUCUUGGAUGGGUUUCUAGCACUGCUUUUGGUCUACGCUAUUGUUAAAGACAAGCACUACAGGCACUUCGUCCAAAUCACCCUGUGUGUGUGUGAGCUGUAUGGAGGCUGGAUGACCUUCUGUCCAGACUGGCUGAUAGGAAGUCCUAACCUGAACACCAGUAACUGGCUGUACCUGUGGGUCUACUUGGUCUUCUUUAAUGGCGUUUGGGUGGUGGUGCCUGGCCUGCUGCUCUAUCAGUCGUGGAAGGAUCUACAGAGGUCUCACCAAAGUCAGAAGAAGCAGAAGUAGAUCCAGAACAGACCUUGGUGGAUUAAUUUUGCACAGUGAAAGGAAUAUUCCAGCAGCUUAAUGUCUUAACACAGACAAUCAUUUUGCAAGAAUACAAGUCUGUUGACUUGAAACUCAUUUAUAAUAGACACUAUUAGGGAGUUGCUGGAUUCCCUGAAUAAACGGAUGACUGAAAAAUGAAAUGUGUGACUAUUUAACAGUCUAACAAUACAGAUCUUAUGAAGAUGCAGAUAUGAGAGAAUAUCUUACCAAAACUGUUCUUUUUAACGUGUAUACAACUUUAGUACACUGGAGCGACACAGUGAAAAAAGCUUUUUCCCUAAGGUAUUCUGCUAUCCACGGUGAUCAGUCUGUAAAAAUUCCCUCUGCCACUAUGCUAGUUAUAAAUUACUAUAAAUUAUUCUCUCUGGUAAACCGCUACCAUCUCUGAAAGAAUGAAUUAUACAUAUUUAUAAUUUUAUUUAUAAAUACCUUUGACUGAAGAAUUAAUAAAAGUGUUGUACAAAAAUAUGUUUUGCAUAAUAUGUACUGAUGGAAUUCAGCACCUGCCCAUUGGCCUGUAUUAUAAGUGAGUUUUGAGGUUUUCAGCUCUUUGCCAAAUACAAUGAAAUGCAUUGAAAUGACUGUAUAUGGUAAUUGUAACAGUGGAAUAUUUCUUCAGAGGUGACAGGGAAACAGACACUGAGGACAAAACUGGGGCCAUGGUCUAUCUGGAAUAACAUUGAAACUUCAUAAUACAAACGCUGUUUAUCUUGCAUAAAAAUGGCUCUUACGUGGGGAUCUUGUAGCAGCUCAGCCUGCUUAAAUCAAAACUACUAAUUAUAGACCAGAGUAAAAAUAGUGACUUGCUAGAAACCAUCAUCACUCUGAACACAUUUACUGCUCAUUUCUAUUCAUUUCGUACUUGCUGUUCAUUUCUAUGUUGAAUCAAAAGUAUUAGUCAGCAAUGAGGGUGGGUGCGUCUGAGACACACCCCUAGUUGAAUGUGCCUGCGACACGCCCUCCACACAAAAGGUAUAAAUACAAUAAAGCGAAACUUACAGUCAUUCAAUUUUAUAAUCUCACUUCUCAUUAUUAAUACAUUUAGUUUGCACAACAGUAUUAUCCAGUUAUAAUACAGUUUAUAAUAAAUAAUCCAGUAGUCAGCAUAGUCAAGCCAUAAAACUCUUGGCUGUUCAAAGCAGUUUACAAAGUGAAUUUCUGUCCAUCAUUAGCUUAAUUAAAUAAAUCUUGCCCUGAAACCCA